ACUGUCGUAAAUGCCGUAAACAGGUGUCGCCUGCUGCUGAUGGGAAGCGUGGAGUUAAUUUACCAUCUUUAACUGAACAUUUAAUUUUAUUUGUUCUGGAGAAUUUACAGUUACGAGCUGUAAGAUUACAACGAUAGUAGGAAAAGAGCGACCAAUAAAGACCCGCAAGGAUGUUUAAAAAAUUUGAUGAAAAGGAGAAUGUUUCAAACUGUAUUCAACUGAAGACGUCUGUAAUCAAAGGCAUUAAGAACCAACUGUUAGAUCAGUUUCCCAACAUUAGUGAAUGGCUCAACCAGAUCAUGCCCAAAAAGGACCCUGUCAAAAUUGUGAGAUGUCAUGAGCAUGUUGAAAUUCUUAUGGUAAAUGGAGAGCUGCUAUUCUUCAGACAGAGGGAGGGACCAUUCUAUCCCUCCCUCAGACUUCUACACAAAUAUCCCUUCAUACUCCCACACCAACAAGUAGAUAAAGGAGCUAUCAAAUUUGUUUUGAGUGGAGCCAAUAUCAUGUGCCCAGGCCUGACAUCACCAGGAGCCAAACUCUACCCUGCUGAAACAGACACGAUAGUUGCCAUAAUGGCAGAAGGCAAGCAGCAUGCGCUCAGUGUGGGAGUCAUGAAGAUGUCAGCAGAUGACAUAGAGAAAGUAAACAAGGGAAUUGGAAUUGAAAACGUUCACUAUCUGAAUGAUGGACUAUGGCAUAUGAAGACGUAUAAGUAAUGACAGAUAUGAGGAUGUGGUGGAAUCAUUUGGACCCCGUGUCACCAGGCUGCCCGUCUACUGUUUACAUGAAUGGACUCAACUGUGCACCAUGCCGAAAUCUUUGAAAGCAACUCCAUUUUAAUGCACAAAUAAAACCUGUAUUCAUGUCAUUCCA
Myxocyprinus asiaticus (Chinese sucker) is the source of this 873-nucleotide messenger RNA. It is a transcript of the gene mcts1, whose product is annotated as MCTS1 re-initiation and release factor. The coding region runs from base 171 to 716 and encodes 181 amino acids. The transcript is spliced from 6 exons. Gene Ontology annotation, molecular function: RNA binding. Gene Ontology annotation, biological process: formation of translation preinitiation complex. The record is from RefSeq and is a predicted model, not a curated record. NCBI's taxonomy places the organism in Eukaryota, Metazoa, Chordata, Actinopteri, Cypriniformes, Catostomidae.